Molecule: messenger RNA, 897 nt
Organism: Cricetulus griseus (Chinese hamster)
Lineage: Eukaryota; Metazoa; Chordata; Mammalia; Rodentia; Cricetidae
Source: RefSeq, a predicted model, not a curated record
AUGCUGAGUGCAGAAGAAGGCAUCCUCCUUUUUGUUGCCACUAGUGAGGCAGUGCUGGGAGUUUUGGUGAACGCAUUCAUUGCACUUGUGAACUGCAUGGACUGUGUCAGGAGCAAGAAGCUCUCUAAGAUUGGCUUCAUUCUCAUUGGCUUGGCGAUUUCCAGAAUUGGUGUCAUAUGGAUAAUAAUUUUACAGGGGUAUGUACAAUUGUUUGUCCCACAUAUGUUAACUUCUGGAAACCUAACUGAAAAUAUUACUUACCUUUGGGUAGUUAUCAGUCACUUAAGUGUCUGGUUUGCCACCAACCUGAACAUCCUCUACUUUCUAAAGAUAGCUAAUUUUUCCCACUCUCUAUUUCUCUGCCUGAAGAGGAGGAUCCGUUCAGUUUUUAUCUUUCUAUUGGGAUGCUUGCUUACAUCAUGGCUACUGUCUUUUCCACAAAUGAUAAAGAUAGUUCAUGAGAGAAAAAUGUACCAAGGGAACACAUCUUGGUUUGACCAAAGGAAAAAUUACUUUCUAAUUACCCAAAGUUUAACCAAUCUGGGAAUCUUUUUCUUCUCUGUGGUAGCCCUGAUUACCUGCUUCCUGAUAAUCAUUUUCCUCUGGAGACACAUCAGGCAAAUGCAGUUGAAUGUCUCAGGAUUCAGAGACCUCAACACAGAAGUUCAUGUGAAAGCCAUGAAAGUUCUAAUAUCUUUUAUGGUCCUCUUUAUCUUGCAUGUUAUAGGCAUUGCCAUAGAAAUAACAUGCUUUACUCUGCCACAAAACCAACUGCUCUUUAUAACCGGUUUGACAGCCACAUGCCUCUAUCCCUGUGGUCACUCAAUCAUCCUAAUUCUAGGAAACAGCCAGCUGAUGCAAGCCUUUUUGAAGAUGCUGCAGCACAUAAAAUGCUGA